Molecule: messenger RNA, 1808 nt
Organism: Anopheles maculipalpis
Lineage: Eukaryota; Metazoa; Arthropoda; Insecta; Diptera; Culicidae
Gene: HPS1
Product: BLOC-3 complex member HPS1
Exons: 7
Coding region: 1-1806 (601 amino acids)
Biological process (GO): vesicle-mediated transport
Cellular component (GO): BLOC-3 complex
Molecular function (GO): guanyl-nucleotide exchange factor activity
Source: RefSeq, a predicted model, not a curated record
AUGGAGGGUAUUUUGGUGUUUGAUCAAACGAACGAUUUAAUCUAUCACAAUUUCAAUGAGGCGAUGCGAGAAAAAAUGUCCAAACAGGCUUACGAUUUGGGACUGCUGGAGGAGGAAUCAGUGUGUCCAACGCAGGAGCUUAAUUCGAAUGUUCUGAUACAAAUCUUCAGUCCGCUGUUGGCUUCACAAAGAAUCAUGAUGUGCCAGUUCGACAAUGCGUAUACCUCCAUCCAGAUGGACAACAACCUGAACGUCGUGUUCGAUGAGUUUUUAGGGUACAUUUUCCUGGAAAUCAGCACUAAAGAGGUCGAGCUGGUAAAACGAGAGCUGGGCGCCUUCAUUGCAUUUACCAAAUAUAUCUGUGGACCGAAUAUUUUCUCAAUUAAAAGCGAUGCAAGCAAAGUCGACUAUCUUACCGAUCUGAUUCUAACCUACCGAGAGCUGUACGCCGUCAAUCAGGGCGUACUAAUGGAAGCAAUCGAACAGUUGCUGGUAAAUGUGGAUGUGAAGAAUACGGUAGUGACCGCCCUACAGGCAGCCACCGAUCGGCUCAAGCAAGAUCCACACUCCCAACGAUCGCAUUCACUGCUAUUCGUUGGGAGUAAAUUCCUCGCACGCUACAGUACCCGGCAAGCACAGGAACUGGCUGCCGUCGAUAUGUUCUUCCUAAAUCUGCUCUGCCAAAUGCAUAUCCGCCGUAGAGAGCGUCAACGUAUCGUGUCCCAGAUAGUAUUCUUGCAGGGAAAUGUCCACCAAUCGUUUGCGGGCUGUGUGCCACACAUUGUUCACAUGGUGCACCUGUUCGAACACGUGUCCCUUGUGCUGGUUAUCGAACAUGCCCAUACCGCACUGGCAAGCCAUCUGUACGACGUUUACUUUGCUCUGCACAAGCUACAAAACCUACAGAUGCAGUUCGAUCUGGACAAUUUGCGUGGUGCAUUUGAUGCGCUCGAUACGUACACGAAACACACACAGGACGCACUGAGGAAGGUAAAAUCGAACAAUCCCGAGGUGGACGAAUGUAUCCGUUCGUUCGGCGUGAAGUGGGACACGCUGCGCCGCAAGUACACGGAUUACUUUAAAACCUCGGACAAUGCGUUGAUUGUGAAGAUUGAAUCGAACAUGCCGAUGUUUGUGGAAUCGGUAAAGGAACUGUUCCGGUUGCUGUGUGCGAGCUGUGCCACGCUGGAACAUGGACUGCAGCGUGUAACCGAUAUUGCGGAUGUGGCUGAAGGUAGCUUGAGCGAGGUGUUUGUAUUUUUGCGCGCGAAAUCGCAGAAAAACUUUACCAUGGGAUCGUACAUGGAAGAGUUCCCGGGUAUGGUGCACUUUAUGCACAUCGAUCGUUAUAAUGGAAGAAUUGUUGCACCGUCACUGGAUGAUCAUGAUCCGUCGGAUAUCCUUAAAAAUAGGAUAUGGUCGAUGGUUGAUUUUUCGCGCAACUAUCUCGACAAGGGUUACAUGUCAAUGAUCUGGAAAGAUGUGACGUUCAGCUACGCGUAUUUCCUCUGGUUCGAGGACGAACACGGUACGACCUUGAAGCCGAACGAACCGCCGAAUCAUGGCGCAGUACUACCCGCCACCAAACCCUCGCUGAUUGCCGGCAUCCUGGCGGGUGACUACUAUCAGCGGCUUAUUGAAACGUGCUUCCCGCGAACACCGUCCGGCAAGGUCCGGUGCUACGAACUGUUUCUUGUACAUCUCGGGCUCGUUACGUCAACGAUCGUGCUGGAGCAUUGCCGUCGGCUGGCCGUUACCAUUACGGAUCUUACGGGAUGCAUAGGAAAUCCGAUCGAUCUUCUGUAAGA